AGGGUCAAGAGGUGGGCAUGUACUGAUUUAUUAUUGUAUUUUUAAACAAUGGAAAUGUGAGGUACAAACAUAAAAUAGAAAGAGUUAAAGAAUGGAGUGGAUUUUACGCUUUAGGUGGGGCACCGAACAUGGUUGAUUAAAAAUGUCCAACAAUUCCUAAGUUCCUCUCUCUCUCUCUCAGCAUCCCUUUUUUCCUCACAAUUCACAAAAAUGGCGGAAGUGGAGGGUCUGAGAUUCGACUCGUCAACCAAAUGGGUUAUAUUUGAGUUAAAGGGACUGCUGGUUCGCCUCAAAGGCACUGGGUUCGCCUGGGUUCGUCGAACCCAGGGCCGGCUUGGCUGGGUUCGUCAAACCCAGGGCUGGCUGGGUUCGUCGAACCCAGGGCUGGCUUCGUUGGGUUCGUCGAAUCCAGGGCUGGCUGGGUUCGUCGAACCCAAGGCUGGCUUCGCUAGGUUCGUCGAACCCAGGGCUGGCUGGGUUUGUCGAACCCAGCCCUGGGUUUCUUCUCGAACCCAGGUGCCUGGGUUUGGUUUGCACCCAGGCGCUGGGUCUCUUCUUGAAUCCGGGCACUGGAGAACCCAAGAGCUGGGAAGAUUCGAGAAAGAAGAUGCUGGAGGAAGAAGAUGAUGCAAAAUUGUAAGGUUAAAUGCUUAAUUUGGUCCCUUAACUUUAAGAAAUGAACAUUUUUGAU
Messenger RNA from Rubroshorea leprosula, 691 nucleotides. The record is from the annotation of a GenBank genome assembly. Lineage: Eukaryota; Viridiplantae; Streptophyta; Magnoliopsida; Malvales; Dipterocarpaceae.